Molecule: messenger RNA, 1974 nt
Organism: Ananas comosus (pineapple)
Lineage: Eukaryota; Viridiplantae; Streptophyta; Magnoliopsida; Poales; Bromeliaceae
Exons: 3
Coding region: 275-1657 (460 amino acids)
Biological process (GO): regulation of defense response to fungus
Source: RefSeq, a predicted model, not a curated record
CUCUCCCCAUUAAGGUUUCUACUCUACUCUCUCUCUCUCUCUCUCUCUCUCUCACUAGUUUUUGUUUGGUGACAAGAAGUAUACUCAGCACAGAGAGAAGGACAUUGAGAAGCUACAAGAGAGAAGGAGAAGAAGAAACAUAUCCUUGCAAUUUACUCUCUCUAUCUCCAUUAAGAGACGCAACUUCAGCGUAGAUCAAUAAGAGAUACGCUCUAACGAAACUAUUUUACGAGCUUCUCACUUGAUCUCGCGCGCUUAGUUCCAUUCGUUUAGUAUGGCCGAGGCGACUGCUCGAUUCCGACUUGUAAAAUGCCCAAAAUGCCGUAAUCUUCUUACUGAAUUUGCCAAUGUUCCUGUGUACAAAUGCGGCGGAUGUGGCGCAACCCUUCGAGCUAAACAUUCAAUUGCUGACGUAGAAACUGAUGCCGUAGGAUCGGUUGAGAAAAUUCCGGAGAGUAUCGCUUUUGAGGUUUCCUCUUUGGAGAAGCAAAUGAACUCUCGCAGUUCCGAUUCUAAAGAUGGUAUUACCGAAGAGAGAUCUCUGAAUUUGUGCUCUUCUGAUCGUAAAAUUGAAACUCCUCGGCCUGACGAAUCAUCCGAGCGCCAAAAAAGUGAUACAGAAACAAGAGAUCUGAAUGCUAAGAGAGAAAACCCGGAUCGAAAAAUUCAAGUCGAAGAAGAUGAAUGCUUGAACAACCAGGUAGAAAAAUCCCCUAAGAUUACUCGGAAAGAGGAACCAAGCUUAAGGUUAAGUGACAGGAUGAACAUGAGCAGUCGCAGUGAGAGAUCGACAGCUAAUGAUGAUCGCGAUGUUCGUGCUCCAAAAGAUCAUAACCGCUUGUCGAAAAGCGCUUUUACACGCAAAGUGGCUUCGGAUCGGCUUCAAGAACGCGUCAACAUGGAUUAUGCAAAGCAAAUGUCUCUUCGACUCCUUCGGAAAAAGAUAUUGAUCAAGGUCGACGAAUUGAGAGACGAAUUGGAUGAGUUAUUCGACAAAUCGGCAGAAGAGAGGAUACGAACUCGACAAAUCACUACAAAACACCAACCAAGUGUAAACACACCUAGGAUGUUUAGAUACACCCAAGAUCCUAUUUUCGCGCAUCGGUCGACUAAUUUACAUUCUCAAAGCAAGCAAUUUGGGUCUCGCUCCGGUGAUCACUCGAGGGAGAGGAUGCACAAACCUAAGGAACAUUUCCGGCCCGUAUUAGGGGGUGCGCCUUUUGUUAUCUGUCACAAUUGUUCGAAGUUGCUGACGCUUCCGACCGAUCUUCUUGCAUCACAGAAACAACUGCGUCAGUUAAAAUGCGGGUCUUGUUCGCAAAUUCUCACAUUCUCUUACAGAGAGGGAACGCAUUCGAGCCAUCGCGCGCCUGACGACGUCGCUCAUCCAAACAGCGAGGUUAGUAGCGCUGUCGACGUCGGGACAGGGAGCGACGCAUUCGAUUCUCGCUCUUUCGGGAUUAGUUUCUCUACUGAGGCUGAGAUUGCGCAGCAUGUGUUAAGGGACUCCUCUUCAAAUUUGAUAGAUAAGAGCACAAGGGAGGGAAAGCAAGUGAUUGGCUCGCAAGAUCAUCAGCAAAUAAGUCGUACUAAUGUACAUGUGAAGGAAAAAGGCGCGAAAGAUGAGAAAGGAAAAGGCAUUUUAAUUGAUUAUUGACACCGAAACAGUCGAAUACGACUCGAUUAAUAGAUUGAGAAGGUGAAUUUUUACUGAUUUAACGAAUAGUCGAAGAAUUUUUCUCUUUUCUUUUCCCGUAAAAGCAAGUUAUAUAUAGGCUGCAGAAAUAGGAUUUGAUCAGAAUUGUUGUCUCUUAAGCUGUGUAUAUAGCGCGAAAUAUGAAUAUGAUUAGAUUAGUUGAUGAUUCAUUGAUCACACAGAGUCUAAAUUUAUGUAGCUCUCAUUUUAAGUUGUUUAUAAAGUUUGUAUUCAGUGAGACUAUUUAAAACUCAGUGCUAAGUACGCGCGAGAUUUAA